UCCAGAGAGACUUUACAGCAACUGACUCUCAUCCAGAGAGACUUUACAUCAUUCAUCAUCAUGGAUGUAAUGACUGGUCAGAUGGUGACAAAGAUCCCGACGUAAUGAUCAGUCACUGGGGGACGUGCACCAAGAUCUUCCUGGUACUGGUGUCGCUGAGGGUCAUAUACUAUACCGUUCUGGAAUAUCCCAACAACCCAAACCACCCCUACCAGCGUCCCCGUUCCAGGAGGACUCCAGACCCUUCAAGAGGAGAGGACUUGUCCUCUGAGAGCAUCAGUCCAACGACUAACGAUGAAUCAACAUAUUAUGUGGAAUCUGAAACUCCAGACAACAAGGACACACCUACAAUGUAUGUUGACGUUGAACCACAAGCUGAAUCAGAAUAUUACCUGGACACAAUAUCCAUUCAGGACUGGCCAUCAAUAACACCGACCACUGGACUGGCCACUCCUCCUCCGUAUAUGUCCCCAGGACCGUACCAUGUAGAAUACCCAUCAGAGUACAUCUUCAUCCUGGAUGAGCCAGAGAAAUGCCGGGAGCAGAACCCCUUCCUGGUUCUGAUGGUGCCAGUGGCGCCCUAUAACAGGGAGGCUCGUGAGGCUGUCCGCAGGACUUGGGGCAGUGAGAGGCAGGUACUGGGCAGAGAGGUCCGUCUGUUCUUCCUGCUGGGACUGCCCAGUGGAGAGGAGACAGAGCAGGUCCAGGAGAAGGUGCUGCAGGAGAGCAAAGAGCACCAGGAUCUGCUGCAGAGCGACUUCAUAGACAGCUACAAAAACCUGACCAUCAAGACCAUGGUGAUGAUGGAAUGGCUGAGCUCUCGCUGCCCCAACGCCUCCUACGCCAUGAAGAUCGACUCAGACAUGUUCCUCAACGUGAACACCUUGGUCAACAUGCUGCUUCACGUUCCAACGCAGAACUACAUGACUGGACUAGUGGCCCAAUGGGCCGCCGUUCUAAGGGACCAUAACUCCAAAUGGUACCUUCCAAAGGAGGUGUUUCCUGAACCAGUAUAUCCACCUUAUGCUCUGGGCCUGGGCUAUGUCUUCACCUUAGACCUCCCCAGGAAGCUGGUGGAGGCGUCCAGGCAUGUUAAAGCCGUCUACAUAGAGGAUGUGUAUCUGGGACUGUGUAUGAGACACCUGGGCAUCCGGCCUACUGACCCCCCCAGUGGAAACCUUUUUCAGGGGUAUGCAGGAGCCCAGGACCGCUGUCACUACGUGGCUGUUAUCACGACCAUCCUCGACACUCCUCAGGAGCUUCUGGACGUAUGGAGAAACUUGCACCAACCUGGACCUGUCUGUCAUUGAAAACAACACUCUGGGAAAGACAAAGAGCCUUGAGGUUAGAGCGUUGGGCCAAUAACCCAAAAGGGUGAUGGUUCCAAUCCCGGAGCUGACAAAAUGGCAAAUCUGUCACUCUGCCUUUGAGCAAGGCACUUAACCCCAGUGCUCCAUGGGUGCUGGACAACGGUGUCCCUGUCCGUGACCCCUCUCCCUGUGGGUGUCCUGGCGGCAGUUGGGAUAUGAAGAAACACUUUACCAUUACACACCUGUGAGUAACAGGACAAAUAUAUCCCCCCUCUACUAUUUCAA
Molecule: messenger RNA, 1595 nt
Organism: Oncorhynchus nerka (sockeye salmon)
Lineage: Eukaryota; Metazoa; Chordata; Actinopteri; Salmoniformes; Salmonidae
Product: beta-1,3-galactosyltransferase 1-like
Exons: 2
Coding region: 105-1310 (401 amino acids)
Cellular component (GO): Golgi membrane
Molecular function (GO): N-acetyl-beta-D-glucosaminide beta-(1,3)-galactosyltransferase activity
Source: RefSeq, a predicted model, not a curated record